UUGCUCUCUCCCACAAUUCAACAGGCACCAGAAGGAGAGAAGAAGAAGAGGGCGACAGAAAGUAUUUAAAUAAAUAGAUUGUUGUUGAAGUACUACAAUACAACAUAAAUAGCCAAAGCUAAAACGGGAACCUUUGCAACACACUUUUGUUUUAUUUUUAUAGCUAGCGAGAUACAGUUGCUUCCACGAAAUGUGUUUGACUGCUAAGCUAGCCGACUGGCUGAACUAAGUAGCUAGCAAGUUAGCUCAGCUCGGUUCCGGCCUAAAAUAGCUAACGUUAGCUCCAUUUUCAGAUUUCGGGAGAAAAAAAACAAUUCAAGUGUACAUUACCACGUAUGCAGAUGUUCAUCUAACGAAAGCAAGGGAAUGCUGAUGGUACGUUAGUCCAACUGAGUCACCAAUUCUAGUCAUGCAAUGGGGAUGAGCGCUCUGCAGUGUGUAUGACCAGCUGUCUCCAGCCUGAUGGGAGGACUCUGUGGAUAGUAGCACCGUCUUCAGGACUCCAGGAGGAGAGUAGCCGCCCCUGCCAAGGAGGGCCGUUUAGAAUGAAGAAAAUCAGCCUUAACACCAUCCGCAAGUCCCUCAACAUCAAGGUCAAGGAGGAAGGAGGGGGGGACUUUGUCAUGCUCCAGCAGCCCUCGCUAGCGGCCGACUUCUCCAAGGAGGAAUCGCUCUUCGGGGGCUGCUACACUAAAGAUCUUGCGGGCUGCAACCUGGGAAUUGGUGAUGUGGGAGAGGAGAAGGCGGGACACAACAAGGGCCGGUCUAAGAGCGAGAGCCUGAUGGGUUCUCUGAAGAGGAGGCUGUCGGUCAAGCAGAAGGCCAAGGUCAAAGGUGGCUCAUUAGCCAUGGGGUCGGCUGACGAUGAUGACACCUUCUCCUCCUCCUCGGUCCCAAUCAGCUUCAACGAGGUCAAGGCCCAGCGUCCGUUACGAUCAGCGUCGCUCCGUAGCCACCAUUACAGCCCGUCUCCCUGGCCCCCGCGGCCUGUCGCUUCAGAUGAGGCCUGCGUCAAAAUGGAGGUGAAGGUUAAAGCCAUGGUCCAUUCCCCCAGCCCAGACCUGAAUGGCGUGAGGAAGGAGUUCUGCCACCAUGACUUUCAGAUGGAGAACAUCUUCCAGGAGCCGCAGAACGGAGACCUGAACAGUGACAAACGCGUGCCUGUAGUCCUGGGCUUCACGCCACAGGACUACAUUCAGUACACCAUGCCUUUAGAGGAGGGGAUGUACCCAGAGGGGUCCCACUCUGUCCCCCACUCCUUCUGCCUGGACAGGUCGCUGCCUAUGGAGGUGGUGACUGAGGCGGACAGUAGCUCCCUCCACGCCGACCACCAGAGUCAAGAGGACCAGGAUCUGGUGAGUCUGAACCGGAACCUUCCAACGGACCUCUUCGUGGAGUCACAGUCGGUGAACGGCCUCUUCAUCGGCUCUAACGGUGUGAUGCUCCAUAGCUGCAGGGACAGGGUCAACGCUCACCAACACCCCCCUCCUCCCCAGCGCUCCCCUCUCCUGCCCGCGUUACCCAGCAACAACAUCUCCAGGACUUACUCCAGGUUCGGCGGGGCAGAUGGCCACGUGGCGGCCCGGGUGAGGCAACACCUGAACUUUGACCUUGACUCUGCUCCAGGGGUGAGUCGGCUGUAUGACUCAGUCCGGAGCAGUGGACCAAUGGUAGUAACCAGCCUGACUGAGGAGCUGAAGAAGCUAGCCAGGCAGGGCUGGUACUGGGGACCUAUCACACGCUGGGAGGCUGAGGAGAAGCUGGUCAACCUGCCUGACGGCUCAUUUCUGGUCAGGGACAGCUCGGACGACAGGUACCUCCUCAGCCUUAGUUUCCGCUCCCAGACCAAGACCCUCCACACCCGCAUCGAACACUCCAACGGACGCUUCAGCUUCUACGAGCAGCCUGAUGUGGAGGGACACACGUCCAUGGUGGACCUGAUAGAAUUCUCCGUCAAAGACUCUGAGAACGGAGCCUUCUGUUAUUCUAGAUCUCGCUUACCAGGGUCCGCCACCUACCCCGUCAGGCUGACCAAUCCCGUGUCUCGGUUUAUGCACGUGCGCUCUCUGCAGUACCUGUGUCGGUUUGUGAUUAGACAGUAUACCAGGAUUGACCUAAUUCAGAACCUGCCUUUGCCCAACAAGAUGAAAGACUACCUGCAGGAGAAGCACUACUGACUCGGUUGACACAGACGUGAGAUGGGACAGACAACGUUAGCAAUUUGCACUUUUGGGUUCAGUUUAAGAGAUUUAACAAAGGUUUACAGACAUCCGUAGUUUGGAGACGAUCGAUUGGGUUCCAUUGGCUCUUUGUUUGUGUCAAGGGAUGUCUGAAAUUGAACCCUAUUAUGUAUGUAGUGCACUACUUUUGCCCAGAGCACUAGCUUAAAGGAGUGCACUACAUAGGGUGUCAUUUCAGAUUGCCCUUUGGUUAUUUUUGUUAGUGUCCUGUCCUCCGUUUCUCAGUUAAAGGAUUGUCGCCAAGCCUCCAGAGAGAUGUAUCAUAGCAUCUCCAUUUCCCAGUUAUGGUUGUCAUUGUGGCCACGCCUCCAGAGAGACAUAUCAUAGAAUCUGUCAGGAAGUGUGCAGCGUGACUAAGUUACAGCUAACAACAUCUAUCAGCAGUGAGAUCGAAAGAUCAAUAUUUCUCUCCCCAGUUGCUGUAGUAAACUGUAAACGCUAGAAUGGCAAGCUCAGCCUUCUGACUGAAAUGUACAGAUUUAAAAUAUACAUUUCAUUUAAUUCACUGCAGCCUUUUAAGAUGUCAAACCCAGCUUUUAAUGAAACCAUAAUGAAAUACAUAACCAGUCACAUUUUUUUACAUUUAUUCUUCAUUUGGCUAUUUAUUUAUUUUUGAAAGAUCUCCCAACAACUCUAAACACAGUGGGGCAUAUCUUUUGACAAACAAUUAUUAUAUAUUUUUUUGCAUAAACAAUUUGAUCCUCUUAAUUUCUGAGUUCUUAAAACAGGGUUGAUUCAACCUUAUUUGUCAUCCAUCAAGUUGGUUAAAUACAACUGCUAUUAAGAAGUGUAAGCUGCAUGUAGACAACUUCUCUCCCACUAUAAUGGUACUAUUAGGAAAGAUACAGGAUCGUUUCUAUGUCGUCAUGCACUUCAACUUAAUACGCAUGCAUCAAUAUCAUUGCUUUUUAAAGGAAAAUCUCAGUAAGUAAUUAACCUGAAGAUAAGCUUUUAUUAACAGCUCCUUGUAUUAGGAGUGUCAGCAAAGCCUGCCCCAUGCUUAGCUCUGUGUGCAUGAAGGGUGUUUGAACGGUCAGACGCUGUAGAGACCUGGGCCAACUCAGUACACAGGACGAGAGUAUCGACUGUAAAAAAGGGAAAGUCUCAUUUUCAUUUCUAGAGUAACAUUUAUCACUAAACACAUUUUAAGGAAACCUUAUGAAAGGGAAUCUCAAACAUGGGGCUGCUUAGGUCGAGGCAUUUGGGGGGGGGGGGGGGGGGCAGAAUAGAUGUUUGGAGCCCCUUCCUCAUAUUUGGGAGGUCGCAAGGAGAGUGGGAGGGGAGAUGUACGUGAUAGAAUUCCCUCCCAGUGCAGUAAUGUCCUGCUCCAUGGAGGAGAAUGAGAUUGAGGCUUUUGUGGGAAGUUUGCCCAAUGACUUGCAUGAGUGAUGUCACGCUGUCAUACUCUCGACUUCAUGGGCAGUUUUCCAGUUUGACAUUUUAAAAUGGAUCCACUGUCAUGCUUACUGUCAAUGUUAGCCUACAUAUUCACAGUCUGGCUGGGCUGUUUUGUAUCAGAACAAAAGGGACAGAAGAAUACACUGUAUGCUAUGCAAGUGCUUUCUAAACCGAUACUUUGACAAGGAAUCAUAGGUUUACAUAUGUUGAAAGGAUCUCCGACUACUUUGGUAGGCUGGUAGAUAUGUAUAGUCUAGGCCGAGGUAGUAAAGAUCUGUUGGCAUCUAAGGUGGUUACCAUGACACCCGGAUAGCAGAGGGUAGAUAAGAGCAGAUGUUGUCGGCAUGUUUCAAAAGUGUUGCAUAAAGAUUUGUUUGGCAUUUUUAUUGUUUUGAAAUGAUUAGGAAUGAAGGAUUUAGGGAAUGUUGUCCGUCUGGUGUAGAAGGAUUGUUCUACUCAGUUAUAUCACCAUCACCAGCUGGGUGUUCUGUGUGAAAGGACUUCUGAAUAUUCGUUUUAUUUCCUGUGACUUGUGACAUUAAACUCUGUCAUUUUGUGGACUAGUAGGGUGUUAGUUACCUGCAGGUUACACCAGGGACAUGGCUGUGUGUGAGGUUAUACCAAGGGAAUGGCUGUGUGAGAGGUUAUACCAAGGGAAUGGCUGUGUGUGAGAGGUUAUACCAAGGGAAUGGCUGUGUGUGAGAGGUUAUACCAAGGGAAUGGCUGUGUGUGAGAGGUUAUACCAAGGGAAUGGCUGUGUGUGAGAGGUUAUACCAAGGGAAUGGCUGUGUGUGUGAGAGGUUAUACCAAGGGAAUGGCUGUGUGUGUGAGAGGUUAUACCAAGGGAAUGGCGGUGUGUGUGAGAGGUUAUACCAAGCGAAUGGCGGUGUCUGUGAGAGGUUAUACCAAGGGAAUGGCGGUGUGUGUGAGAGGUUAUACCAAGGGAAUGGCGGUGUGUGUGAGAGGUUAUACCAAGGGAAUGGCGGUGUGUGUGAGAGGUUAUACCAAGGGAAUGGCUGUGUGUGAGAGGUUAUACCAAGGGAAUGGCUGUAUGCAUGUUUUAGCAAGGUAAACUCCACUUGCUUGAAGAUGAAGCCAAGUUUUUGGGCUUCGGUUCCGCACCGGUAAAUUUCCAAUGUAUCCCCUUACAAAUAUUGUCCCUGGAAUGACGCCAUUAAAAAAAGUCACAACACACAGUCCAACGUAUGCUUUCUCCUGAGCACACACAGGUGGGGUACCUGUUAUUAUGUCUAUGGGAUACAAAGGGUAAGACAGCAGUUUCAUAUCUAAGACUGUUGCUAGGUUAUCAAGGAACAACGAUGACUAGAAUGUGGAACAUUGAAUUGAAGAAAACAACAAAUGUGAAAUGAAAAUGUUUAAUUGUUUGACGAAUGUACGCUUAGUUGUAUUUUUUUAAACAUUUUAUUCAGGGUCCGGACAAAGUGCUUGAGGUGCUUCAAGUAAUUGAAUUUGGCACUCUGAAAUUCAAGUACUGGAAUACCUUGAAAAUCAGACAAUUUCUCCAGUUGGUACAUGAGAAGUACUUGAUCAAAUAUAUUUAAGAAAAAAAUAUAUUUUUUAAAUAUAUUGGUCUUGCAUAUUAAUUACCAGGCAGAGUACAGUGUUAUUUCCUCACGUUUGGCGCUCUAGUUGCCAGGUGACCACACCAGCCACUCAGCCAGGCUGGUGCAGAACUGACUGAUUUAUGUGUCGCCAAACGUCACAUCGAUAGCUAAAACGCUGGGCAAAUGUAGAUUACAUCCUGCCUUUUGUGUGUCUGGAACAUUUCUGUGUUCUUUUAUUUCAGCUCAUGAAAUAUGGGACCAGCACUUUAGAUCAGUGUAGUUUACCUUUAAAAAAAAUGUACCACUAUAUCACUGGACCCAAUCAACCCAUACCGUGUAAGGUGCAAAAAAUGCGUCAGACUUUGACAUGGCGAGCAUGGCUGACUCGGCCCUGAAGAGCCACAUGAAGGGCGGAAGACAACGCUGCAUCCUGCACCGGCGCCAGUUCUACAUCAUGGCUGAAUCGGCCCUGAAGAGCCACAUGAAGGGCGGAGGACAACGCUGCACCGGCGCCAGUUCUACAUCAUGGCUGAAUCGGCCCUGAAGAGCCACAUGAAGGGCGGAGGACAACGCUGCACCGGCGCCAGUUCUACAUCAUGGCUGAAUCGGCCCUGAAGAGCCACAUGAAGGGCGGAGGACAACGCUGCCUCGGCGCCAGUUCUUCAUCGUGACCUUUUUUCUCUGCAACAACUUCCAGAGCUUUUUGUUUUUACGAACCGCCUCGUUCGCGCAUCGCCAGCGAAAUUCAGCUUUAUUAAGCAGCCGCCGUGCUCCUGCCAUUCUGGUGGCCAAUCAGGUGCCGGUUCCCCUCACACAGCCCACCCAACCUUCUCCCGACCCGCGACUCUAGAGCUGCCAUUCAGUAAACAAGAUGCUUUUGCGUAGCUAUUAAGUAAUAGAUUCUCAAAAGCCCAAUUUAAAAACACAAUAGUCCUAAAGCUGGAAUUGUGUAGUAAUGUGUUCACCAUUAGGCAUUGCCCAAAACUCUGCUCAUCACUACUCAAAUUACAACAUCAGUACUGACUUACUGUUCAUGUAUGUAAUAAUAAAUAAGUAGAGAAAUAAUGUAUUAUUGAGUAGAAUUGGUAAGGUAGUGAUGAAAUAGUAAGUUGUUUUUUCCCAUCAGGUUGUGGUGUUAUAUUGCCACCUGGUGGUGAGUAGAAGCAAUUGCAUAAAAUGAACUAUUACAGACCCUUGAAAAUAACUAUUAGUGCUUGGAAAAAGUACUUAAAAGUCCUUGAUUUAUUUUUUUUUACUUACCACUGUCUAUACGAACCUUGAUUUAUUGUGUGGCAGAGCCAGGCAAACAGGUUAAACUGGCUAAACACUCACUGACUUUAUUAUGGGUGUUUCUUUGCUAUGAUACUUCAGUAGCCCCGUGACUUGUGUUCAAUAUCACUGAGUCAUUGCCCCGUGACUUGUUUUGUUCAAUAUCACUGAGUCAUUGCCCCGUGACUUGUUCAAUAUCACUGAGUCAUUGCCCCGUGACUUGUUUUGUUCAUUAUCACUGAGUCAUUGCCCCGUGACUUGUUCAAUAUCACUGAGUCAUUGCCCCGUGACUUGUUCAAUAUCACUGAGUCAUUGCCCCGUGACUUGUUCAUUAUCACUGAGUCAUUGCCCCGUGACUUGUUCAAUAUCACUGAGUCAUUGCCCCGUGACUUGUUCAAUAUCACUGAGUCAUUGCCCCGUGACUUGUUCAUUAUCACUGAGUCAUUGCCCCGUGACUUGUUCAAUAUCACUGAGUCAUUGCCCCGUGACUUGUUCAAUAUCACUGAGUCAUUGCCCCGUGACUUGUUCAAUAUCACUGAGUCAUUGCCCCGUGACUUGUUCAAUAUCACUGAGUCAUUGCCCCGUGACUUGUUCAAUAUCACUGAGUCAUUGCCCGUGACUUGUGUUCAUUAUCACUGAGUCAUUGCCCCGUGACUUGUUUUGUUCAUUAUCACUGAGUCAUUCCCCGUGACUUGUGUUCAUUAUCACUGAGUCAUUGCCCCGUGACUUGUUUUGUUCAUUAUCACUGAGUCAUUGCCCGUGACUUGUGUUCAUUAUCACUGAGUCAUUGCCCCGUGACUUGUUUUGUUCAUUAUCACUGAGUCAUUCCCCGUGACUUGUGUUCAUUAUCACUGAGUCAUUGCCCCGUGACUUGUUUUGUUCAAUAUCACUGAGUCAUUCCCCGUGACUUGUGUUCAUUAUCACUGAGUCAUUGCCCGUGACUUGUGUUCAUUAUCACUGAGUCAUUCCCCGUGACUUGUGUUCAUUAUCACUGAGUCAUUGCCCCGUGACUUGUUUUGUUCAAUAUCACUGAGUCAUUCCCCGUGACUUGUGUUCAUUAUCACUGAGUCAUUGCCCCGUGACCUGUGUUCAUUAUCACUGAGUCAUUGCCCCGUGACUUGUUUUGUUCAUUAUCACUGAGUCAUUCCCCGUGACUUGUGUUCAUUAUCACUGAGUCAUUGCCCCGUGACUUGUUUUGUUCAUUAUCACUGAGUCAUUGCCCGUGACUUGUUUUGUUCAUUAUCACUGAGUCAUUGCCCGUGACUUUUGUUCAUUAUCACUGAGUCAUUGCCUUCUUAUGUGUGACUUUUAGAGGUUGAUGCUUAUUCAAACUGCUGAAGCAUUUUUUAAAUUCAUAAGUUGUUUAGCAGUUGGCGAACAAGCUACACCCAUUUUAUAUUAUUUUGUUUUUUUUGCCCAUCUCUGCAAAUGAAGGUGAUUGUUUACAAUGAUUUGGUAAAUACCUGUUUUUAUCCCCAUCUUGUUUAUUCUCGCUCCUAUCAUGGACGUCUUUGGUACAAUUGAAAAAAAAAAUGUUUUUUUGUUUUUGUGUGUUCUACACAUUUUGUUACUUCAUGAAUAUAAUAUUGCCUUUCUUGUAUUAAACUAUGGGGAAAGAGAACGUCGCCAUUUUUGAAGUAUGUACACACUGACUUUUAUCACCUUGGGAGAACAAAGUAGAUUUUUGUAAACUGUUUUAGUCAGUGGAAAAAUCAUUAGUAGCUAUUAGUAAAGUCCUUUUUUAGAAGAAACACAACUUCAGUUUACAUUUGUCUUUUUCUUUUGAAAAAUAAACGAUUGUGAUUUAUUGCACAUUUUGGAUACAGUUGGAAGUUUUUGUAUAAAUUAUAAAUAAAAACUAUAUUCAGA
Molecule: messenger RNA, 8341 nt
Organism: Oncorhynchus kisutch (coho salmon)
Lineage: Eukaryota; Metazoa; Chordata; Actinopteri; Salmoniformes; Salmonidae
Product: suppressor of cytokine signaling 6-like
Exons: 3
Coding region: 441-2177 (578 amino acids)
Biological process (GO): regulation of growth; phosphatidylinositol phosphate biosynthetic process; protein ubiquitination
Cellular component (GO): phosphatidylinositol 3-kinase complex
Molecular function (GO): 1-phosphatidylinositol-3-kinase regulator activity
Source: RefSeq, a predicted model, not a curated record